Girardinichthys multiradiatus is the source of this 2871-nucleotide messenger RNA. It is a transcript of the gene srrt, whose product is annotated as serrate RNA effector molecule homolog (Arabidopsis). The transcript has 20 exons. Gene Ontology annotation, cellular component: nuclear body. The record is from RefSeq and is a predicted model, not a curated record. Gene Ontology annotation, molecular function: nucleic acid binding. Lineage: Eukaryota; Metazoa; Chordata; Actinopteri; Cyprinodontiformes; Goodeidae. Gene Ontology annotation, biological process: primary miRNA processing; mRNA processing. Bases 59 to 2692 code for a protein of 877 amino acids.
AGACAAAGGAGGGGAGCACAGAUACGUUUAGUGUUUACUUCGAUUUGCGUCCUUGGAAAUGGGAGACAGCGAUGAUGAAUACGAUCGCAGGAGAAGGGACAAAUUCAGACGGGAGAGAAGUGAUUAUGAUCGUUCAAGAGAAAGAGAGGAUCGACGCAGAGAUGACUGGAACGACAGGGAGUGGGACAGGGGCAGGGAGCGUCGGAGCCGUGGUGAAUACCGAGAUUAUGACCGUGGUCGCAGGGAGAGAUUCAGUCCGCCCAGACAUGACAUAAGCCCACAGCAGAAACGCAUGAGAAGAGACUGGGAUGAUCACGGAGAUCCUUACCGCGGAGGAUAUGACUUGGGUUACGGUGGUGGAGGAGGUCCAAGCUAUGGGCCACCACAACACUGGGGCCAUCCUGACCUGCACCUUAUGCAGCCUCAUCAGGGCAUCCCCAUCCAGGCAAGACUUGGGAACAUCCAUGACAUGGACCUGGGUCCACCUCUUCCAAUAAUGAAGAGCUUUAAAGAGUUCCUGCUGUCCCUGGAUGACUCUGUGGAUGAGACUGAAGCUGUCAAACGCUACAAUGAGUAUAAGAUCGACUUCCGUCGGCAACAGAUGCAAGACUUCUUUUUGGCUCAUAAAGAUGAGGAGUGGUUCAGAUCCAAAUACCACCCGGAUGAGGCCAGCCGACUUAAGGCAGAGGCUCAGAGUGCUCUCUGCAAUCGCCUGAACGUCUUUAUGUUCCUGAUGGAGAACGGCUGGUUUGAUAAUGUUUCCCUGGAUAUUGAGCAGACUCCUGCUAUCAUCAAGGUGUUUGAUGCAGCUGUGAUAAAGAUGGAAGGAGGGACGGAUCAUGAUCUUCGCAUUUUGGACAUGCCACCAGAAGAGGAAGAAGAAAGAGAGAAGUCCAUCUCUGCUUCAGGUGGAGGGGAACUUCAAAGGAGGGAAGACCUGAAAACAGUGGACAGAGAGCGCAAGCCCUCAGGGGAGAAAGACAAAGCUGAAAAGGGGGAGGGUGACUCUGCCAACAUAAACCGAGAGGCCACAUCAGAUGGACAGGAUGUGAAGGAGGACGGAGAGAAAGAAGCUGUCAGGGAAGAGAUGCCUGAACCUAAGAAGGCAAGAAGAAAGAGGAAGCGUAGUGGGGACAGCGAUGAUGAAGCAAGCGCCUCAGAGAGUGAGUCUGACUCAGACUCAGACUCGAACUCCGACUGCUCUGACAAACCUGAGAAGACGGGAAAAGUACAAGACAAGGAUGACGAAGGAGAGGAGGGAGAAGAAGAUAAACCAAAGGAGAACUCAGAAGAAGAGAGGAAGGAAGAGAAGAAAUCAAAAGAUGACUCCCCCAGACCCCGACCGCUGCAUAAGACCUUUUCCCUGUUCAUGAGGAACAUUGCUCCUACCAUUUCCAAGGCUGAGAUUGUUGCUCUGUGUCGGCGAUACCCUGGGUUUCUGCGUGUUUGCUUGUCUGACCCUCAUCCAGAGCGCAGAUUUUUCAGACGUUGCUGGGUAACGUUUGAUCGCAGCGUCAACAUCAAGGAAAUCUGUUGGAACCUCCAGAAUAUACGCCUCAGAGACUGUGAACUGGCGCCAGGGGUGAACAGGGACCUGGCUCGGAGGGUGCGUAAUGUUAAUGGCAUCACUCAGCACAAGCAGGUGCUCCGCAAUGACAUCAAGCUGGCUGCCAAGCUCAUUCAUGCCUUGGAUGAAAAAGGCGACCUUUGGAACAGCAGGACUCAGGGGGAGGGUCAAAACGCAGAGCUGCCGGCGCAGAACCCGAUCUUAAGCAAUAUCACUGAUUACCUGAUUGAGGAGGUGAGCGCUGAGGAAGAGGAGCUCCUGGGGUCUGGCAGUGGUAUGGAUCCAGAGGAGAGCGCUAAGGAGGGAAAUCCUGCUGAGAUAACUGUGGAGAAGGAUGAUAAACUAGCCAAGGUUUUGGACCGCUUGCUCUUGUAUCUGCGCAUUGUGCAUUCAGUGGAUUACUACAACACCUGUGAAUACCCCAGUGAGGAUGAAAUGCCUAAUCGCUGUGGCAUGAUCCAUGUUCGUGGCCCAAUUCCUCCCAACCGCAUAACACAUGGAGAAGUGCAACAGUGGGAAAGAGUGACGGAGGAAAAGUUGGUGCCUUUAUUUAAUUUAAAGGAAGUCCUCUCUGAGGAAGAGGCAGUGAAGAUGGGUCGCAAGGAUCCUGAUGAAGAGGUGGAGAAGUUUAUAUCUGCAAACACUCAGGAGCUGGGGAAGGACAAAUGGCUCUGCCCUCUUAGUGGCAAGAAAUUCAAGGGUCCGGAGUUUGUACGGAAGCACAUCCUGAACAAACAUGGGGAGAAAAUUGAAGAAGUGAAAAAGGAGGUCGUGUUUUUCAACAAUUUUCUCAUGGAUGCUAAAAGACCAUCGCUGCCAGAAAUGAAACUUCCUCCUCUUCCUGGCCCUGGGCAAGGUUUGCUUUCUCCCACUCUGCCAUUUCCUCCUCAAGGCCCUCAGGGUCCAAUGAGCUUUGGUCAGCCUCGUCCACCUCUGAUGGGCUUCGGUGGUGGGCCCCCUUACCCUCAUAAUCAGUUUGGAGGAGGCAGAGGAAACUAUGACAACUUCCGUGGACAAGGUGGCUACCUGGGUAAGCCACGAAACAUCAGAAUGUCCCGGGGAGAUCCUCGGAAUAUAAUUGAGUAUCGUGACCUGGACGCACCAGAUGAUAUGGACUUCUUUUAGAAGGUUUACUGUCUGUUUUUGUCUUGGCUUGUCUUUACUUGUCUCGUGUUCUCCCUGGUUUUUGUAGUAAUUACAGUAUUUGCUUACGUCAAAAUUUCAUUUUGUAAUCAUUGUGCAACUCUAUUAAAGGCUUCUGUAACUGCUGUAAAUGGAUCAUCAAUAAAGUUGUGAGUAAAAUA